ACAGCUUUCUAAAUGUGUUCAUAGCGGGGGAUAAGGAGUGUCAUUUCAGACUUAAGAGGAUUUAACAAACAGUAACAAAGCGUUGCUUCGGUUCCUGCCGACAGUCGACUGCACACACAGAUUACCUGGAGCAGGGCAGCACAGCACAGCACAGGACAGGAUGUUCACUCGAGACAAUGAUCCCUCGGGUCUCUUCUUCGGGACAGCGGCGGGCUGCAGAGUAGCGAGAUAGCUAGAUGUUAUACAUUUGUGAAAACGAGCCAUGAAGACGGCAGCAGUAACCAGCCCGGUCUGUAACUCGGACUGGAUGGGGUCCCUGUCACCGGCUUUAUCAUCCAUGCCGCUCAAGCACUUGGCUGUGCCAGGAUCUCACGACUCCUUCAGCUUCUGGGUUGAUGAGAAAGCUCCGGUGGGACCCGACCAGGCUCCUGUGGUCAAGCGGCUCGCCGGGUUCUUCCGCUCGCUGGGGAAGAAGGUGAUGAAGAAGUGGUCCAUGACCCAGAACCUGACCUUCAGGGAGCAGCUAGAGGCGGGGAUCCGCUACUUCGACCUGCGCGUCUCCUCCAAGCCCGGCGAGCGUGGCCACGAGAUUUAUUUCAUCCACGGCUUGUUCGGCCACAAAGUGCGGGAUGGACUGAUGGAAAUCGACAGCUUCCUCAGCGCUCACUCCAAGGAGGUGAUCUUUUUGGAUUUUAACCACCAUUACGCCAUGGGCGAAGCGCACCACUCGUACCUGCUCUCCAUGCUGCAGGAGGUCUUUGGACGCAAGCUCUGCAGAAGGGACUGUGAGGAGGAGAUCACUCUGGAGUAUUUGUGGCAGAAGAAGUACCAGGUUAUUGUGUUUUAUCAUCACAGCUCAGCAGAAAGCUGCCCCCUCAUGUGGCCCGGUACCAAGAUCCCCGCCCCGUGGGCGAACACCACGGACGCGUGCAAACUCAUCCAGUUCCUGGAGACCACCCUCGGGGAGCGGGCGCGCUGCGGGACCUUCCACGUGUCUCAGGCCAUCCUGACCCCCCGGGUGAAGACCAUCGUGAGAGGACUGAUCAAGGGCCUGAGGAACUACCUGGUGGAAAGGAAUCUCCCUACGAUUAUGACCUGGGUGAAAGCGCAGAAGCCUGGAGUGAACGGGGUCAACAUCAUCACUUCAGACUUUGUGGAACUGGUGGAUUUUGCAACCACUGUAAUCAAGCUGAACAACCUGCUGCUUCCCGACAAGGCCAUUACAUGAAGUGAGCUUCAACUCGCCCCUCAUUGUUAGGAACGCAGCAGGAGACGCUACUAGCUGGAAGAUAGUGUUGAGAUCGCCCCGUAUUCUUUUUCUGUUAUAAUGAAAUUGAAAGACUCAAAUAUGCCAAAAAAAGGUGACCACUGACAAGGUGGUUUAUGCCUUGGCCAGCACUCCUUUAGGACUGAAUUGUGAUGGUCUGCUGCAGAAUCAUUGCUCAGGUGAUACUGUAUACAGUAACAGAGCAACCCCUAACAUCAGAUGAGUGAAGGUCCAUCUUCAUGCACCAGCAGUAAGGACACAUCUGCGGUCUUAGUUCUGAAUUGGGUUCUGCAGUGUCCACAGAAAGAGUUUGGUGUGCAAGGGUUAAAAUACAAGCCAGCCUUUCUGCGAGGCUUCGCAUUUAGGGAUGGAAAGUACAGCAAAGGCUACUGCAAUGCGUAUUGCGUUAGUUGCUUGUUUGUUUAUUAAUUGAUUUGUAUUCUAGUUGACGCUGUUCUUUAAUAAAGAAUAGCGGAGCAUGAUUGUCGAAAUGAUCUGUAAGAUAUGACGUUACACCCUGCCAAUGGGUCCAAGUUGUAAUAUAUAUAUAUAUAUAUAUAUGUUUGUGAUAAUAGAUGAGUUAAGGUUUUGACUCCAUCUAGGUAUUGACUCCACUGAGUAUACUAUUGUAAUUUAAUGAUGGAAUUGAACAGCUGUUCAUAUCAUACUUAGUGCUGCAGUCAUACUGUCCUCCAGUUUCACAUUUCAAAUGGUUGAAAACAGUGUUGAAAUGUAUUUGUGUGGGAUACUUGAGCCCCUACAGGGGUGGUAAUGGUGUUCUCAUUGCAAGGCAGGUACAGGAGGAGGAGCCCCUACAGAGUUUGGUGAGAGCGGCAGCAUGUCUCAGAUGAUUUAGAAAAGCAGAUUCCAAGCACAGCGGUCUGAGCUCAAAGUAAAGCCUGGAAUAGCCCUGCCUGCUAUGCAACAGGGAGGCGUUUUAGUCUGUCAAAGAGGACUGUUUGCAUGCGCAACAAUCUUUACCCACGCCUGAAUCCAAAAAGAGUGGUUUCAAGAAGAAAUCUGUUUUCUGCCCAGAUACUUUGUGGCAGGCGUUGAUUUUAACUUGGCAGGGAGGGUUGGAGAGAAUCUGCUGCUGUUUUAAAAAUACUGCAUGUAUAUAUAAGAUAUGCACACAGCGAAUGCAUUGGAUAGCACUGCUGCUACUGCAAACAAUCAAAUGCAUGAUAGCAUCAACUCUGUCUGGCAGGAGGAGACUGGGUGGAAGGGUCUUCUUUUUGAGGAAUGAGGCUCAUCUUUUUAAUUGCUAUGCACUUAUAAUCUAAACGUGUCCUAAAUGGGGAUCAAUGCAGGGGCCACCCAGUCAGCCUCAGUUGGACUUAGACUUGAUGCAGAGUAACACGUUAUAACACUCAGUACAUUGUUAUUAUGCAGUAAGUAAUUACACACAUGUAGUUAUACAGUUACUACAACGUUACCAACUUUCAAGAAACUUUCACUUAACUGUUCUACUGUAAGAAACUAAGUCAAGUAGACAAGCUAGUACAGUGGAAGGGCACUGUUGGAAACUUUCCUAUUUGAAUUUGUGUUAUAGUUUUACCCUUGAAUUCCAAUUGAGCAUUUUAAAGUUAUGGAUAAUUAAAUAGCAACUACAAUCUUACUAGAUAGUUUGUGUAAUUGUAGUGCAAUUUGUAUCACUUUUACUAAAACGUUGCAGAGCAUGCCUCUAUAGACUGUAUAAGGGUUAAAAGGCAAGCUGAGGCUGUGAGUCAUUUAUAUCUAAAGAUGGGCAGCUGGCAUUGCACCUACAAUACUGUAAUCUAUGCCUUGUAAAGAUAAAUAUGUCAUUUUAGAUGUAUUACAUGUAUCUAUAAACUAAACAAAGAGAAGGGAAAUCCAUCAGUAAGCUAUUGAACAGUGAGUGUAUCUGUACUGUAGGGCAGCUGAUUGAGGUUGAGAAUGAAAAGGACUCAGAAUUAGUUCCGUCAAGAUCACAAGGUAAUUAUCUCAGGGUCUCAACGCUUCAGACCGUUGUUUUAGGAGACAUUUUGAAAGACAACAGUACUUUUAAUAGUUUAUAAAUAGCUUAUUAUAGAAGAACUGGCAGUUAACUAGUUGUUAACCGUUAAUAACCAAAAACAACAACAAAAAAUGUUAAAUUAAAGCACAACCAAACUCUCGAGAUAAUUCUCAGGAUUGCAAUGUAAGAAUUUGUUUCGUUUUAUAUAUUUUUUCCAUGAUUUUGUUUUAAGGAGAAAACUACUCAGACACUAAACAGAAUUUCUAAUAGGUUCAGGGUGGCUGUUUAAACUCAGAGACACAUGCAUCUGUUAAGAAAAGAGGGCUUGCAAUGGGCUAUGUGUCCUAAACCUGUCUGUGUUGUUUAUAUACCAAAGUAUUUUAUAAAUAAUGUACAGCUUGUAGAUAUAUAUAUAGUGUAUGUGUAUGUAUUGAAUAACGCCAGUAUCUUGCUGCCAGUUGGAUAAUGGGGCAGCAGUGUGGAGUAGUGGUUAGGGCUGUGGACUCUUGACCGGAGGGUCGUGGGUUCAAUCACAGGUGGUGGACACUGCUGCUGUACCCUUGAGCAAGGUACUUUACCUAAUUGUAUGUAAAAAAUAAAGUAAUUGUAUGUAAAAAUAAUGUGAUACCUUGUAACAAUUGUAAGUCGCCCUGGAUAAGGGCGUCUGCUAAUAAAUAAAUAAUAAUAAUAAUAAUAAUAAUGUGUUUAGGUGAGAUGUACUGUAUAUGAAGACAAGUCAAGAUCUUUCCCCAGACCCCUUGCAUGCACUGGAUUAUCUUGUACAUGUAAACUAUAUUGUAGUGCUGAUGUGUUAAUAGAGCACAUUGGGGGCUUGGUUAUGUUUUUAAGAAUAGGUUUUGGGGUCACUGUCUUAACAGCAGUGUAAAUAAAAACGAGGAGAAUAGUGAUUAGCAGAGAAUCUCAAUAUAUUGUGUUCAUGAAAACACUCACUGUGGAUUUCAGUGGCACACUUUAACAACCAAGCACCACAAGAUGGCUGGUCUAAAUCUACAUGAUUUAUGAACCGGAGUAGCUUCUAUCAAUUUCACAUGCAUUGUUAAAUUACAUUUUGUGAAUUUGCCAAAUAAAUUAUUUUAAA
Molecule: messenger RNA, 4344 nt
Organism: Acipenser ruthenus (sterlet)
Lineage: Eukaryota; Metazoa; Chordata; Actinopteri; Acipenseriformes; Acipenseridae
Product: PI-PLC X domain-containing protein 2-like
Exons: 4
Coding region: 263-1228 (321 amino acids)
Biological process (GO): lipid metabolic process
Molecular function (GO): phosphoric diester hydrolase activity
Source: RefSeq, a predicted model, not a curated record